Molecule: messenger RNA, 1778 nt
Organism: Vicia villosa (hairy vetch)
Lineage: Eukaryota; Viridiplantae; Streptophyta; Magnoliopsida; Fabales; Fabaceae
Product: 3-ketoacyl-CoA synthase 7-like
Exons: 1
Coding region: 295-1683 (462 amino acids)
Biological process (GO): fatty acid biosynthetic process
Cellular component (GO): membrane
Molecular function (GO): acyltransferase activity, transferring groups other than amino-acyl groups
Source: RefSeq, a predicted model, not a curated record
AUUUAUUUCACACGAACUUUGUGAUGAUGGCAACUAAAAACACAAACUUCAUGCAUGGUUGCAUUUCCCAAAAUAAUGCAUUUAUUUAGGGGGAAAAAAGGGGAACUACAAAAAUAGCAAGUGUUUUGAUUGCAAAAGCAAGUUUUCUUUUUUGGUUUGCAAAUUUUUUGUUACAUAAGGGGGAAUGACACACUGCAUGAGAAAGGGAUAGAACAGUUGCAUUUGAAAACUUCCUUCUACUUAAAAUAAAAUGGUUCUUUAAAUUUGAACUAAUAUACCAAAUUCAAACUUGAAAUGGUUAAGUUCAAGCUUAUGAUCAUGAAAGCUUUUUUAUCCAAUUACUUCUCUUUCUUAAACCUAUCUGCCAUAUCCAAAGGUUCCAUCUCUGUGACACAAUCCAUUGCAGUGAUAGCAUUAAUUCUCACAUUACUUUACAUUUGUUUCAAAUCAACAAGUGUCUAUCUUAUUGACUAUGUUUGUUAUUUACCUCCUGAUAAUUUGAGAGUCCCUCACUCCCAUUUUAUAGAACACUUUAAAUUGUGUAACUUUGAAAAAGAAACCAUAGAGUUUCAUACCAAAGUAUUGGAGAAAUCUGGUAUUGGAGUCGAGGCUUGCAUGCCAGAAUCGGUUCACGAGCUCCCGCCUGAUAAUUCUAUGAAGCAUGCACAAGCCGAAACCGAAAUGGUUCUUUUCACAAUCGUCGAUGAUCUUCUUUCGAAACACAAUGUGCAUCCUAAUAGCAUUGACAUCCUUGUGUCAAAUUGCAGUCUCUUCUGUCCCACACCAUGCAUUACCUCAACCAUCAUUAACAAGUUUGGAUUUCGAAGUAAUGUAAAGUGUUUCAACUUAAGUGGAAUGGGUUGCAGUGCUGGUUUGUUGUCAGUAAGCUUGGUGAAAGAUCUUCUAAAAGUUCAUAAAAAUUCAUUGGCUUUAAUUCUAAGCAUGGAAGCUGUAGCUCCAAAUGGAUAUAAUGGCAAUACGAAAUCCAAACUUAUCGCGAAUGUGCUGUUCCGAAUGGGAGGAGCAGCCAUUUUACUAUCCAACAAAAACCAAGACAAAGGAAUAGCCAAGUACAAGCUUCAACAUCUUGUGAGAACACAUUUGGGAUCAAAAGACAAAGCAUAUCAGUCUGUUUAUCAGGAACCCGACGAAAACAAUAUUGUAGGCGUUUCCCUUUCACGAUCGCUGUUAAGUGUAGCUUCUUCAGCUUUGAGGAUCAAUAUAAUAAACUUAGGCCCUCUUGUCUUGCCAUAUUCCGAGCAACUUCGAUACGGGCUGUCAAUGAUUCGCAGGAAAAUAUGGGCAGCAGAGGAUAAAGAAAUGUAUGUACCGAAUUUCAAGAAGGCUUGUGAACAUUUCUGUAUACACGCAGGCGGUAAGACAGUAAUAGAUGGCAUAGUGGAAAAUCUGAAGCUGCAGAGAGAAGAUGGAGAGGCUUCAAGGAUGGCAUUAUAUAGAUUUGGAAAUACUUCAUCCUCUUCUCUGUGGUAUGAACUAAGCUAUUUGGAAGCAAAAGGAAGAGUAAAGAAAGGACAUAAAGUUUGGCAAAUUGGGUUUGGAAGUGGAUUCAAGUGUAACAGUGCAGUGUGGAAGUGCCUUUCUGAUAUUGAUCCCAAUGCAAAGAGUGCAUGGUCUGAUAGAAUCCAUUUGUAUCCAAUUGAGAUACCUGUGUUUGACUGUUGAAGUUGUUGUAGGUUCAAGAAGUAUUAGCAGGGUCAACAAAGAUGAAAAUCCGGCACUUAAUGAUUUAUGAUUUUUCUUGUUUAUACCUUAUUGUC